UACUAACUCUUGUGUGCCAUCCCAUACCUUCCCAUGGGUUCAAUAGUCAUUGAGGGGUGGACGGCAUCUGAGAUAGAGGAGGCUAGGUCACUGAUCACUAGCCCCAACAACGGUGGCGAAGGUGGUGAUGGAGAGGGGAACAAGCAGAAGCAUUGCGGACACAUCGUGAUGGAACUCCAUGAAUGGUUCCCUUGGAAGACCAUAGGCCAGGUAAUAGGUUUGUAUAUGAAGCUCAAUGCGGGGAAACCCAUGGUUAUGCAUAGCUUGAAUAAGAGUGAUGCCAACAAUAGCAUCGGUGAGGUUGAUCAUGUGAGUGCCCUCGCAAACGGUAACCCUGUGAGGCUAGAGGAACAUCGACCCAUGUUGAACAAUGUGGGCUUAGUGUUUGAUUAUCCAUUGGAAGAGAUGGAGAUGGAAAAUCAAACAGAUCAAGAGCCGAAGAUGGUUGUAGAGGAGGAGGUGCAGCCUAAGGAGGGAUUAGUGAUCAAGGAGAAAGAGGCGGGGGUGUCAAAGAUUCACACUAAUAGUCAACAUGUGACGCCAUCAAUAAAAAGAAGGGUGAUUUGGACAGAGGAAGAACACAGGCUGUUCAUGGUGGGGCUGCGCGUGUUCGGGCGCGGCGACUGGAAGAACAUCUCCAAGCACCUUGUCACCACCAGGACGGCGGCGCAGGUCUCCAGCCACGCGCAGAAGUUCUUCCUCAAGAUGGAGGCCCGCGGCGAGGCCGUCCCCCCGCCGGCCAAGAGGCGCCGCCGCCGCAUCACCGGCGACCAGCAGGCGGCGGCCGCCGAGCACGCUGCCGCCCUCAGGCGCCGCAUGCCAGUGCCACCGCCUCCGUUCAACCCCUUCCUCCUGCCCAGCCUCGUCGCGCCGGUGAUGCACCGCCUCCUCCCACCUGGGAGCCAGGCUGCCGGCGCCGCCGCCUCCGGCAGCGGCGGCCAGGGAGCUUCUCUUCCUCAGAUGCCAUGGAUCAACGGCGCCAAUGGCAUGGGGCGCUAGAUUUGGUGGUGCUCGAGACUCGAGAGUCGAGAGUGGUGGUGGUAUCAUGGCGUCGAUUUGAUCUGCAGCUUCGCUUCGCUUCGUUUCGUAUCAGCAAUUUCAGUUUUCAAUAAUGAACAUAUUCAUAUGUUCUGGAUCGUUUAAAGUUUGGAUUUCGUUUCAGUUGUUUAAUUAUCUGGUACCUUAAUAAAUUUCUAAUGUUGGUUUGUAAUUCCAGUUCGAAAAUAAAGUUCGGUUGUAUGAACAUUUAAAGUUGGUUUGGAUUCCAGUUCGAAAAUAGAGUUCGUUUGCAGUUA
Messenger RNA from Oryza sativa Japonica Group (Japanese rice), 1295 nucleotides. RefSeq lists its product as uncharacterized. The record is from RefSeq and is a predicted model, not a curated record. NCBI's taxonomy places the organism in Eukaryota, Viridiplantae, Streptophyta, Magnoliopsida, Poales, Poaceae. Gene Ontology annotation, molecular function: DNA binding.